Corticium candelabrum is the source of this 462-nucleotide messenger RNA. RefSeq names its product annexin A7-like. Bases 1 to 462 code for a protein of 153 amino acids. NCBI's taxonomy places the organism in Eukaryota, Metazoa, Porifera, Homoscleromorpha, Homosclerophorida, Plakinidae. The transcript has a single exon. The record is from RefSeq and is a predicted model, not a curated record.
AUGACAGGUGUGGCUGCGAUUAUUGCCAUCGCUGUGACUGUUCCUCUCGUUAUUAUCAUUAUUGUUAUCGUCGUGGUUGUUGUCUUGUGUCGACGUUGUAGGGCAAGAAGAACUACAUCUACUACAGUGAUGUAUACUGGUGGUGUUCAGCAACCAGGAGUUGUAGUUCCUGGGCAACCAGGACUUGUAAUUCCUGGGCAACAUCCCGGACAGACUGCGGGGUCCCAGUCUUUGUAUCCGCCAUCUCAGUCUUAUCCUCCACCUCAUUUUUAUCCCCCACAGCAACCUUAUCCAUCACCUCACGUUUUUAACCCGCGUAAUGAAUCAGAAAUCCAGUCACCUUCUUACGAGAUGUCGGUAGAGCAGGAACACGGUCAUCCUACACAAGUUGAUGCGUACCGUCCUCAUCAGCCAUACGGGUAUGGUCCAGCGGCAGGAAGCGGGUAUCCGCCUCAAGGCUGA